Erinaceus europaeus (western European hedgehog) is the source of this 2855-nucleotide messenger RNA. RefSeq names its product vanin 1 (gene VNN1). Lineage: Eukaryota; Metazoa; Chordata; Mammalia; Eulipotyphla; Erinaceidae. The coding region runs from base 107 to 1627 and encodes 506 amino acids. The record is from RefSeq and is a predicted model, not a curated record. Gene Ontology annotation, molecular function: hydrolase activity, acting on carbon-nitrogen (but not peptide) bonds, in linear amides. The transcript has 8 exons.
CGAAUCAAAGAAUUGCAAUCUGGGGAGCACAGGUUUAUAUUAGAAGUUCAGCUGUGAAUCCCUGAGAAGGGACAAAAGUCUAGAGGUUCUGGUUGAACAAUAAAGAAUGCUGAGGAAAUCAGUGGACUUCAGAAUGAUUACUCAUCAGUUGCAGACUUUUAUGGUGAUUUUGGAUCUCUGUGUUCUGAAAGUCAGUUCCCUGGACACCUUUAUUGCAGCUGUCUAUGAACAUGCAGUGAUACAGCUCUCUGACACUCUCAUACCAGUGUCCCAUGAAAAGGCGUUAACAUUAAUGAACCAAAAUCUGGAUAUAUUGGAAGGAGCAAUCACAUCAGCAGCACAGCAGGGUGCACAUAUUAUUGUGACUCCAGAAGAUGCUGUUUAUGGCAUGAACUUCAGCAGGGAAACUAUUUAUCCAUACUUGGAAGAUAUUCCAGACCCUCAAGUGAAUUGGAUCCCUUGUAAUGAUCCCAACAGAUUUGGUCGCACCCCUGUUCAAGAAAAACUCAGCUGCCUGGCCAAGAACAACUCAAUCUAUAUUGUGGCAAAUAUUGGUGACAAGAAGUCGUGUAAUACCAGUGACCCUCAGUGUCCCCUUGAUGGUCGUUAUCAAUACAACACUGAUGUAGUGUUUGAUUCUCAGGGAAAAUUGGUGGCACGUUACCAUAAGCAAAACCUCUUCAUGAAUGAAAAUUAUUUCAAUGCACCCAAGGAGCCUGAAUUUGUGACUUUCAAUACCACCUUUGGAAAAUUUGGUAUAUUUACAUGCUUUGAUAUACUCUUCCACAAUCCUGCUAUUAGCCUCGUGAAAGAUUUCCACGUGGACACCAUUCUCUUUCCAACAGCUUGGAUGAAUGUUUUGCCACAUUUGUCUGCUAUUGAAUUUCACUCAGCUUGGGCAAUGGGCAUGAAAGUAAAUUUUCUUGCAUCGAAUAUUCAUAGACCCUCCAAGAAAAUGACAGGAAGUGGCAUCUAUGCACCUGAUUCUCCAAGAGCAUUUCAUUAUGAUAUGAAGACAAGGGAGGGUAAACUCCUCCUCUCUCAACUGGAUUCCUAUCCAAACCACCCAGUAGUGGUGAAUUGGACUUCCUAUGCCAGUGAUAAAAAUUCAGUUACAACAGGAAAUGGAACAUUUAAAGGCCAUGUGUUUUAUGAUGAAUUCACCUUCUUGGAGCUUACAGCAGUCACAGGAAAUUACACAGUUUGUGAGAAUGAUCUCUGCUGUCUUCUAAACUAUACCAUAUCUGAAAAGAGAUCAGAUGAAGUUUAUGUCUUAGGGGCAUUUGAUGGACUACAUACUAUGGAAGGGAGAUAUUACUUACAGGUUUGUACUCUAUUGAAAUGUAAAACAACAAAUUUACAUACUUGUGGUGAGUCAGUUGAAACUGCUUCCACAAGAUUUGAAAUGUUCUCUCUCAGUGGCACUUUCAAAACCAAGUAUGUUUUCCCUGAGGUGCUAUUGAGUGACGUUCAGCUUGCUCCUGGAGAAUUUCAGGUGUCAAGUGAUGGACGCUUAUUUAGUCUGAAGCCACCAUCUGGACCAGUGUUGACAGUAACUCUGUUUGGGAGGCUGUAUGAGAAGGAUUUUGAAUUAAAUACUUCAUCAGAUGUCAAAGCACAGCACUAAGACUAAUACUCAUACUCAUGAUAAUUUUGUGUAUCUUAAAUUGGUAGAACAUUUAUAGCUUCUGGUUUUUAUUUUAGAUAAUUAAAAAAUCAUGAAUGGAGAAAAAAAUGUAUCUGGGCUUUUAAUAGUAGUGUCUAUGUUAGUGAAUUAAUUAUUUUUGUAUCUGUACAUAUAUGUAUAUUAUUGUGUGUAUGUCUAGUAUAUGUACAGAGAUAUUAGUAUGUAUAUUAAAUAAUAUAUAGUUACACAUUAUAUAAUUUAUAUCUAUAUACUACAUAAACAUACAUACAUCAGGCAAUAUAAACCAGAUAAGUAGUGACAGCAUCUAAAGGUAAAGAUUUGUAAAGUGAGAAUAACAGGGAGUAGGGUGGUAGCGCAGUGGGUUAAGCGCACUUGGCGUGAAGCGCAAGGACCAGCGUAAGGAUACUGGUUCGAGCCCCUGGCUCCCCACCUACAGGGGCGUCGCUUCAUAGGCAGUGAAGCAGGUCUGCAGGUGUCUAUCUUUCUCCCCCUCUCUCUGUCUUCCCCUCCUCUCUCUAUUUCUCUCUGGCCUAUCCAACAAUGACAACAUCAAUUAACAACAACAACAAAAGGGCAACAAAAGGGAAAAUAAAUAAAUAUAAAAAAAUUUAAAAAGUGAGAAUAAUAAUUGUAACCUCUUCUUGGAUUUUUGGUAAGAAUUAAAUAAAUUAGUGCAUUUAAAAAAUUAGGCACAUUCAUGGAAAGCAAUGUGUGUGUGUUAGCUAUUCCAGUUGUUUAUGACAGUCAUAGAAAAACCAACUGUGAUAUGUACAUUGUUAAGCUUCUUGUCAUUUCUAAUGGUCUACAGUGCAUACAUAUUCUAAUGAUUUACUCAGCUUGCAUACUUCUACUAGAAAGCCAUCAAACAUGGACUCAAUUAAUUAUCUUUGUCUUGAUAUCAAGUUACAAGAAGGCAACUGAGUUUUAUCAAGGAACCUGUGAAGGAGGCUUUCUAUAUUGUGUUUUUGGUCUGAAUUUUCAUGUCUGAUUUGAGUAGUGAUACAGCAAUAUAUGCUCAGAAAAGGUAACAUUCUUAACGCCUGGUUGCUUAUUGAGAAAGUUUAUUACUUUCUGCCUGAAGUAUUAGAUAGUAUUGCGUGUGUGUGUGUGUGUGUGGUGUCUGUGAAAUAGCUCACUUGAAUAAUGUGCUGCUUUAUUACAGUGAGACACAGGUUGAAGCCCUGUCCCCACUACAUUAAAGGAAAUU